Molecule: messenger RNA, 1439 nt
Organism: Homalodisca vitripennis (glassy-winged sharpshooter)
Lineage: Eukaryota; Metazoa; Arthropoda; Insecta; Hemiptera; Cicadellidae
Exons: 5
Coding region: 136-615 (159 amino acids)
Biological process (GO): mesoderm morphogenesis
Cellular component (GO): extracellular region
Molecular function (GO): heparin binding; growth factor activity
Source: RefSeq, a predicted model, not a curated record
GUAGAGACUGUGUAGAGGAACAGUGCCUAGCUGCUGCUGCCCGCCUCAUCUCAUCGAUUACUUCACCAGUCCUCACCUCGCUCUCCCUCGCUCGGCUCAGAGGUUCCCUCUAAAGUUUACCGGAAUCUGUAUAAGAUGAAGUGGAGUGGAGUUGUAAUCGCGGGUCUGUUGGUGGCGGUGGCGGUGGUCAGGGCGGAGGGUGAGAUCUGGGAGGAGAACGACCACGAGGUCCUCAUCCGCAGCGAGCGAGGGACCAAGAACAACAAAGAGCCUUGCCGGUACGAGAAAGGCCCGUGGUCAGAGUGCGAGCCCAAGACCAACAUGCGCACUCGGACCCUGACGCUCAAAGACAGAAAGAAGGGGGAUGCCACGGCCGCUGCCGCCAACUGCGAGCCAACCAAGACAAUCCAGAAGAAGUGCAAGAAAGGUAAGAAAGCCUGCCGGUAUGAGAAGGGAACCUGGAGCACGUGUAGUGCACAGAAUGAGAUGGUUCGCACGGACACGUUAAAGGACAAGAGUGACUCGACCUGCGAACAGACCAGGCAAAUCACAAAGAAGUGUAAAAGUAAGGGACAGAGGCCCGCCAAAGGAGGAGCAAGACGCAACCGACAGUAGAUGUGAUUCCAUUCAACUUUCUGCAAAUAUCAACAUUCUUUCAGAGUUACUAGUUGGUUGAUCACCUCAUAAGUCUCACUGUUAUUGUGUGUGAACAUAAGUCUUUGUGCAGGAUGUUUCUUUCUUAUUUGUGCAAGACUAUGGGAUUUUCAUUGUUGAUAACAUUACUUCUAUAGUCUCAAUGUAUUAACAUUAGGUGUUCAGAACCAGUAAUCGGAUAAAAUAGUUUAGUUUUUUAUAUUUUUAUUUAAAAGCUCUCUAGCUUGUUUGGAGCGUCCAUAGAACUUGCUGUGACCGCACUGCAUUUAAUUUUUUAUAUAAAGUCUGUAGUUUUUUAUGUUGUCUAAUGUUCUAUUGUAAACUGAGAGGAGUGGGAACGGGAUUGCUUGGUAAACAUUGAUUUAAUCCAUUUCUUCCAGUAGAGAAUACUAUAAUUGGAUCAUUAGGAUAUAGGCCUAUACAUUUUAAAAGCAAUUUUAAACCCAUAGUUAGAAGUAAAUAAGUAAUAUGUAGUUUUUACUGGAUUUUAUCAGUGAUUUUAAAACUUUUUGUUAAUUACAGAUUUGAUGGUCUUCGACAACCUAAAUGUUUUGCUGUAAAUAGCUAUAAGUGUCUAAUAAAUAUCUUUGACUUUAUAUUGUUUCAACCCGAUAAAUGUGAUGAACGGUAUUUAAGAACAACAUCAUCCACCAAUCAACAUCAUCAUGUCUACCUGCGAGGUGGGUUGGUACGUCGUUGUAUACAAGCCUAAAACUAAAUUUAAACAUUGAUAUACUGGCUUUAUAUUUUAUUAUUGUAUUAUGUAAUAAACCAAGUAAUCUACA